UGAACUGUGAUGCAGAGAAUCGAUUCUUUUUAGAAUCAAAAGCCAGCUCUGUCCCUGCUACUAAACUUGAAUACAUAGAAUCGACUCAUUUUAGAAUCAAAAGCCAGCACUGUCCCUGUUACUAAACUCGAAUACAAAGAAACGACUAUUUUUAGAAUCGAAAGCCAACACUGGCCCUGCUACUAAACUUGGAUUCAAAGAAUCGAUUCUUUUUAGAAUCAAAAGCCAGCACUGUCCCUGCUACUAAACUUGGAUACAAAGAAUCGACUCUUUUUAGAAUCGAAAGCCAGCACUGUCCCUGCUACUAAACUUGGAUACAAAGAAUCGACUCUUUUUAUAAUUAAUAAGAACUGCUACUGAACUGUGACACUGAGAAUCGACUCUUUUUUCAAAUCGACACCCUUCCCUGCCCUGGCUAUUGAGCUGUAAUGCAGAGAGUCGACUCCUUUUGGAAUCGAAAGCCAGCUCUACACCGGCUACUGAAUUUUACAGCAGAGAAUCGACUCUUUUUUAAAGUCAGCUUUCUCCCGGCUUCUGCACUAUGACAGAGCGAAUCGACUCUUUUUUUUCGAAUCGAAAGCCAUGCAUGCUCCGUCUUCUGGCCUUGGAUUCAGAGAGUCGACUCUUUUAGGAAUCGACACCCAGCCUUUUCCCGUUGCUACGGACGCGCAGUGAGCUUUUAUAUUGUCCUUUUUGCUGGAUGAUAUUUAACUAGCUAGUUUCUUUUAAAUAACCGCCUUUAAAUGCAGAUGACCAGCGAUUUAGCUCGUUAACUAAGUGAUCUAUGGAAAACUCCGCUGAAACACGUGUUGUUGUGGAUGGCUGAGGAAGCAUUGAAAACAUUGGAAUCAUGUUCAGGAACGAAUAUCAGGGUGGUGCCAUUGUGGAGAUCUUUAGUGCACAAGGAAAAGAUCCUGUGGCAAAAUGGAAAGUUAGUGGUGGCCUUUCAUCCAUCAGUAAAGUACUUGAUAAAGAAGUCAAAGGGUUUGUGUACAGCCUUGAGGGCAGCAGUCAGACACACAGGAUGCAGUUACCUAAGGACGGCAAGAUGCCUCUUGUCCUGAUUCAGAGGUACUUGGUCCUACAGGUGAACGUUCCUCUUGGUAAAGACUUCUCCACGGAGCUUGUCGUAACAGAUCAAGGGCACCUGAAGCGGAGGCUCUACUUCUCCACUGUACAUAAGGAGUUCUCAGCUACCCCUCUGCAUGCCAGAGUACCUCUCACCGGCCUCAGGCGGAACACUUGGUGUAACCUGUGUAUUGACCUGGGCUCAUUCACUGCUGAGCUAUUCCGAGGAGCUGCGUUCCUGUCUCUGGAUGGCAUCAUUAUCUCAGCCUGCUGUAAGGUCAAGCGCAUCUUCACCCUGAGGGCUGAACCUGCAGAUCAUGUGGACAGAGAUCUUUAUGAUAUGAGGAAUGGGCCGAAAGAAGAGAUUCCCAGGAGCUGCCAGUUCCCCCCUGAUGUUCAGCAUGUUACACAGCUUGUAAAUAUGGAGAGUCUGCGACAGCUUGAAGUGAGGAAUGUGCCUUUCAACACAGAGUCUGAGCAAGCAGGCACUGGCAGAUUGGCACACGCUCUGGGUCCUAAAACCCAGGACAGUUCCCACAUCGCGUUUGGUUCAAAGGUCACUGGUCGUCCUCCACUCACAGCAAGGAGGAGCAGUUCUUCAGCGAAUGGGGCACAGUCGAGAGCGAGGACUGACCCAGGCACUAGUAUACUGACAGGCAGAAGUGGAAAUUUACAGCCACGACCACCAACUGAAAGGGCGUCCUCUGAGAGAACAAGGUCUAGAAGGUCACCACAGAUUUAUAGUGCUGGAAGAGAGAGUUCAGUGACACGAAAUAAUGCAGGUGUACCUUAUCCAAGCCAAGAGAUAGAAGAGUCAUCUCAAAGGGUUUUUCAGCAACUGGUACAACCUGUGAUAGAGCAGGAUCCAUCAGUAGAUCGCUGUACACCAGAUCAGGCCUGGAGUUCAGAGACUCCUGGGCCAAAUCCCCGGCCUCUGCGGUGCCAGUCUCCAUCUGCUCCACUUCCCCGUCUCUGUGUGCUGCAGAACGGCAUUAAUGAAGCCAGUGACACUGAACCCCAGCUCACUGUAGGUGAAACUGAAGAUCAGGACGAAGAGGAGCUCUUCACUUUUUCCUCCCAGCCUCACUCAGCCAAGAGGGGUCAGCAUUUCUGCGACCCUUUUCUGGAUCUGACCUCUGACUUUAAAGGUGAGAGCCUGCAGGGUGAAGGAGAGCGGAAGGAGGCCCGUCUGGAGGAUGACUUCAUUGGGAGCGAAGAUGAAGAGAUGCCGAACUGCUGGAGAUCUGGAGCUGUAGAAUCCACAGUUGGAUGCCUGAGACAUGUACUAUAUGAAAGAUGCUCUCCAAUCCAGAGAUUUGCAGCACUCUCCAGUCCAGCUCCAACCACUCCACCCUGUGCUGCUCUCCAGAAAUCCACCUCCUUAUCCAGGCUCUUUACUGAGGCAGUGCAGGUCCAGGCCUCCGGUGCUGCACCUGUGUGUGUAGCUCCAACGCGCUGUCUCUCACCCAGCACCCCCAGACAGAGGAGCAGACUAGAGUGGUCUGGAGCAGAGCGCAGCAAACCUGAUGGAGAAACGAGGACAUCCAUUAGUAGAACAUCUGUUCGAGAGAUUCCCCUUGGGGACCUGAGACUUCACAAGGUGAGAGAGAGCGAGAGGAGUGUGCCUGUGGGCUCCAGCAGAUGUGAUUUGCACAAGAGAGCGGAGCAAGAAGAGGAUGAGGAAGAAGAGCUGCGAAUGUUGGCCAGUCUUAGAAGAGAGCAGCAGGAGGAGGCGGAUGGCACAAGCAGCCCUGGCCUCAGCGCCUCACAAGUUGACCAGUGCAAUGUCAGUCUGAGUAUGAGCAGCGACGACACCUCUACAUGGACCCAGUGUAUUCGUCUAGCAGCCGAACAGGGCCAGGACUACCAGAAAGAGAUGAACCCUCUCCUGCACUCUAAUCCCAGGGAAUGGAUGGACGUCCUCAGCCCUCCAAUAGUUUAUCCAUCACAGAGCAAAGAAGACAACAAAAAAGGGUCUGAGGCACGGGAGAACGGCAGGGAGGACGAGUUUCUCAGCCUGCUCUAUGAUCCCUGUCUCAACUGCUACUUUGAUCCUCAGACUGGGAAGUACUAUGAGCUGAUUUAAGAUCAGUGAAAUCAACGGGGCUGCUUCACAGAGCCUGACACACACAGAAAGAAAGAAAGUCACUUGUUUUAGAUGUACUGUGGCAGUGGACAUAAAAGGCACCCUUGUUUCAAAUGAUUCCAACUGUUCCAGCUUUCUUCAAGCAUUCGCCUGUUUCUGUAAAAAUAAGAAGAUUUGUAGAAAUUUUGUAUUAAAGUAUUAAGACAUUUAUAGAAUGUAUUAUUAUAUAGUGCAUUAAUUUCAUCAAAUUAAUAUAAAAUAAACAAUACUACCCCA
Messenger RNA from Astyanax mexicanus (Mexican tetra), 3430 nucleotides. It is a transcript of the gene cfap20dc, whose product is annotated as CFAP20 domain containing. NCBI's taxonomy places the organism in Eukaryota, Metazoa, Chordata, Actinopteri, Characiformes, Acestrorhamphidae. The coding region runs from base 851 to 3154 and encodes 767 amino acids. The record is from RefSeq and is a predicted model, not a curated record. The transcript has 19 exons.